UCAAUGACGCCCCAUGGGCUCCAGGAUCCUGCCCUUGACGCUGCGCUCUCUGGUUCAUGACGGAUCUUGGUGAAGCUCUGAAAGGCACCAUGUGGGAGCAGUUGAAGAAAGCACUCUUUUGCCCGUUCUCCAUCAGCCUUGUGGGAUUCCGGAAGUGGAUCCGGGCCUUCUGGAGCAAAAAUGGCCUCUUGACACUUUCCAUGCUUUCUGUGGUGACUGGAUGCCUUGUGGGGUUUCUGCUUAGGACACUGGAAUUAUCUGAUUUGGAGAAGCAGUAUUUCUCAUUCCCUGGAGAACUCCUGAUGAGGAUGCUGAAGAUGCUGAUAUUGCCACUGAUCACUUCCAGCUUGAUGUCUGGCUUGGCCACCAUGGACUCCAAAGCCUGUGGAAGGAUGGGGGUCAUCACCAUCACGUAUUACCUCUGGACCACCUUCCUGGCAGUUACCACUGGGAUCGUCUUAGUCAUCAGCAUCCACCCAGGGGCUGCUGCCCAAAAGGAGGAGUACACCGUCGGCAAAGUGGUGCUCAGCUCCGCGGAUGCUUUGCUGGACCUCAUCCGAAACAUGUUUCCUUCCAACCUCAUCGAGGCUUCGUUCCAGCAGUACCGGACAGUUCUGCUCCCCGUGGUGAAGUCACCUGGGAUCCCAAAGAUAUCCACAAAGUCACUAAGUUUCAUCUACUUUGUGCCGGAUGCUGAGAACUCGGAGAUCCAGCGGCCAGUGCUCCUUGAGAUCACGCCAGCACCAGAAAUGACCUACCGGACCCUCCCUGGCAGCAAUAACGAGAUGAACGUGCUAGGAAUAGUUAUCUUCUCAGCCACAAUCGGCCUCCUUUUGGGGAAGAUGGGCGAGCGAGGGGCUCCUCUGGUGAACGUCUGCCAGUGCCUGAAUGAAGCAGUAAUGAAGAUUGUGGCCAUGGCAGUCUGGUACUUCCCGUUUGGCAUCGUCUUCUUGAUAGCUGGGAAGAUCUUGGAGAUGGAAGACCCAUCCACGAUUGGGAAGAAGCUCGGCCUCUAUGCCAUGACUGUUGUGACUGGCUUGGCCAUCCAUGGCCUCUGCUUCCUGCCUCUGCUGUUUGUGCUCAUCACCAAGAAGAACCCUUUCUCCUUCAUCCGGGGGAUCCUCCAAGCCCUGCUCAUCGCUCUGGCAACGUCGUCCAGCUCAGCCACACUGCCCAUCACCCUGAAGUGUCUUUUAGAAAACAACGGGAUUGACAGGCGGAUAGCCAGGUUUGUCCUCCCGGUCGGGGCAACCAUCAACAUGGACGGGACUGCGCUUUAUGAGGCAGUGGCUGCCAUAUUUAUCGCACAGGUCAACGAAUACGACCUGGACUUGGGGCAGAUCAUAACCAUCAGCAUCACAGCCACAGCAGCCAGCAUCGGGGCAGCCGGGAUUCCCCAGUCGGGCCUUGUUACAAUGGUCAUCGUGUUGACCUCUGUCGGCCUCCCCACGGAAGACAUCACCCUGAUCAUCGCUGUUGACUGGGCCUUAGACCGAUUACGCACAAUGACCAACGUCUUGGGAGAUGCACUGGCAGCAGGAAUCAUAGCCCACGUCUGUCGGAAGGAUUUUGCUCCGAAACCAGGCAAAGAUCCCGAGAGCAACGAAGAAAAACCAGCCUUGAGGGGAACGCCUGCCUCCAAUGACCACGUGAUGGAAGUGAUCGGAGAGAUUUUGGCCGAGCAAAAAAAUUACAACAUCUGUCAGGUGUGA
Molecule: messenger RNA, 1712 nt
Organism: Zootoca vivipara (common lizard)
Lineage: Eukaryota; Metazoa; Chordata; Lepidosauria; Squamata; Lacertidae
Product: excitatory amino acid transporter 5-like
Biological process (GO): L-glutamate transmembrane transport
Cellular component (GO): plasma membrane
Molecular function (GO): L-glutamate transmembrane transporter activity; neutral L-amino acid transmembrane transporter activity; glutamate:sodium symporter activity
Source: RefSeq, a predicted model, not a curated record